Messenger RNA from Chilo suppressalis (striped riceborer), 1233 nucleotides. The record is from the annotation of a GenBank genome assembly. NCBI's taxonomy places the organism in Eukaryota, Metazoa, Arthropoda, Insecta, Lepidoptera, Crambidae.
AUGCAGGCCGCCAGGGUGAAGAUGCCUGGUGUGGCAGGUAGAACUGCUGUACCAGCUAACUUCACGCCUGGACUUCACCAUCACUUAAUACCAGAAGCAUGGUUGGGUGUGCGCCACUUGCAAGCGCUGAUGCUGUUCCUGGCUAUGGUUUUUGCGUUUGGGAUGCGCGUCAACAUGAGUAUGGCUAUUGUCGCGAUGACUGACCCUGAUGACGAAAAUUCGUUCGAGUGGAGCAGUCAGCGGCAGGGCGUCAUCCUGUCCUCCUUCUUCUGGGGCUACGUGAUCCUGCAGAUCCCGGGCGGCGAGCUGGCGGCCAGGGUCGGCAGCAAGCUCCUCUUCACCAUCUGUGUCGGCGUCAAUUCUGCAAUAUCUCUACUGAUUCCUAUAAGUGCUGGAUUUGGUGGAUGGCAAUGGGUGUGCGCUUGCCGAGUGUUACAAGGAUUGACACAAGGAUUUCUUUAUCCAUCGAUGCAUAAUAUAAUCGGAAAAUGGAUACCACUAGAAGAAAAGAGCAGCUUAGGAACAUUUAUUUACGCUGGCCAAAGGGGAAGAUCUUCCUCCGAGCUGGGUGAUGGUAGGUCGGGGGCCGCGGCCCAACUGAUGUUGGUCGGGCAUCGUAUAUAUGGAGAGUUAGCUUCCGAAUUUCAUUUGCGCGAUGUAGGCUUCCAUACUAUUAUGAUCGCAGUGCAGAACGGUGUUAUGUCUGCACUGCCAUACUUAGCUAUGUACCUGAUGGGCUUUCCUCUGGGUUUCGCUGCCGACUAUGUUUUAAAGAAGAAAUGGCUGAGCAUCACGGCAUGUAGAAAAAUAUCGAAUUCCAUAGGUCAAUGGGGUCCAGCUCUUGCUCUCAUUGGGCUAUCGUAUGCGCCCGCUGACACAACUAUAGCAGUGGCCAUUUUGACUAUAGUUGUCGGCCUAAAUGCUGGACAUUAUACAGGAUACAUGUUGGUCCAUAUCGACAUGUCGCCGAACUUCGCCGGCCCCCUGAUGGGCAUCACCAACUGUAUCGCCAACGUUGUGUCCAUGAUCGCGCCCCUCACGGCUGGACUUAUUUUAACCGAUCAGACAGACCAAAGCCAGUGGAGAACGGUGUUCUACGUAUCAUCUGCAAUAUACGGCGUUGGCAAUCUAAUCUUUGUCAUCUUUGGCACCAGCAAGGUGCAAGAUUGGAACGAACCCAAUUCAAACCAGAGCAAAGGAUAUAUAACACAGAAGAAAUCGGAGACCGUAUGA